AGCUACGUACUGACAGCCCAGGAGACUAGCGUACAGACCUGCGGCGAUAGCUACUUCAGCGCAUUCAUGCGCCCCAGAGCCAGGGCCUGUGGUGAUCCAGCCUCCGCCGGAGGAAGCAGUGGGACGAUGCUCACGGCGGCAGAGUACGGGAAGACGUCCUGGGAGCUGCUGGUCAUGGUGCAGCAGCGCUGUGGGGAGGAACACAUGACCUUUAAGCUGCGGGUGGAGGGGAAGCUCCACAUCGGCGGACUCAUGCUCAAACUGGUGGAGAAAAUCAAGGCUCCCCAGGAUUGGUCGGAUUAUGCGCUGUGGUGGGAGCAGAAGAGUCGGUGGCUGCUGAAGACUCAUUGGACGCUGGAUAAGUACGGGGUCCAGGCCGACGCCAUCCUGCACUACACCCCCCAGCACAAGCCCCUGUGCCUGCAGCUGCCCAACAUGAAGACCAUCAGACUGAACGUCAGCUUCUCCAGCGUGGUCUUCAAGACCGUCACCGAGAUCUGCAGGACCCUGAACAUCCGGAGGCCGGAGGAGUUGUCCCUGCUGAAGCCCGACGACCCGAAGAAGAAGAAGAAGAAAGACAAGCACAAAGACCACGCCCUCGACGACGUCCUGGACAUGGACGCCCUGGCAGGUGUGUUUCAGUACCACAUCCUGAAGCUGACGGUGUCGGCCGCGCCCCUGGACUGCUCCAGUGAGCCGGACCUGGACGAGGUGGAGGCGGCUCUGUCCAGCCUGGAGGUGACUCUGGAGGGCGGAAACACCGACCGGAUCCUGGAGGAUAUUACAGACAUUCCUCAGCUGUCCGACACCCUGAAGCUAUUCAGGCCCAAGAGACUGACACUCCGGCCAUAUAAGGAGUACUGGUUUGUUUUUAAAGACACAACGAUAUCCUACUACAAGAACAAGGAUGCAGCCGACGGGGAGCCUAUGGAGCAGUUUCAUCUCCGAGGAUGUGAGGUCGUUCCUGAUGUAAACGUGUCAGACAAGAAGUUUGGAAUCAAACUCCUGCUCCCGGUCGCAGAUGGCAUGAACGAGGUGUACCUCCGCUGUGAAAACGAGACGCAGUACGCAAAGUGGAAAGCCGCAUGUAUCCUGGCCUCCAAGGGGAAGACGAUGGCGUACAGCUCCUACCGCACUGAGGUGCGGAACAUCCAGUCCUUCCUGCAGAUGAAGAAUCUGGCGCCCUCUUCUGGCCAGACCACGCCUGACCUGGACUCCAUGGAGAUGAACGCAGAGAGCUUUGUUUCGCCGCGAUACGUCAAGAAGUACAAGACCAAGCAGUUGACGGGCCGGAUUCUGGAGGCGCACCAGAACAUUGCCCAGCUGUCCCUGAUGGAGGCGAAGAUGCGGUUCAUCCAGGCCUGGCAGUCGCUGCCCGAGUUUGGAGUCAGCUACUACAUCGUCCGGUUCAGAGGGAGUAAGAAGGAUGAGAUUUUGGGAGUGUCCUACAACCGGCUGAUCCGCAUAGACAUGUCCACCGGCCUGCCCGUCACCACCUGGAGGUUCUCCAACAUGAAGCAGUGGAACGUCAACUGGGAGAUCCAACAGGUGGCCAUCGAGUUCGACCAGGGCGUCUCCGUGGCCUUCGCCUGUCAGAACUGCAAGGUGGUGCAUGAGUACAUCGGGGGCUACAUCUUCCUCUCCACGCGCUCCAAGGACCAGAACGAGACUCUGGACGAGGAACUGUUCCACAAGCUCACCGGCGGGCAGGAGUGAACCCUCCCGCCCGACAUCGGUGACCCUCAAACAGCAGCAUUGUGCCGAGCUCUCAGAAUGUUCUGGAGGACCCAAAUAACCAGGACCUGCGGAGGUUCUACACGAGCUGAUGUCAUGGGCUCAUCUGGGUCUUCUGAAGUGAUUUCACAGCAUGAGUUUGUGUACUGGCCUUUUAAUUUUUUUAAUUUUUUCUAAAAAAGAGAAUGUAGUCAGGCUUUGUAAAUACAGGAGGUUACUUGUUUAAUGAUUAAACGGUCACAGAACAGGAUAUGCUCCUAGUGUUAGAUUCAUCUGUAUGAACAUGACUGUGUAUGAAUAUGACUGCCAGGAUUCAUGCUUAUCUGGGUGAGGUAGUAAGCAUUUCAUAUCACUGGACACAGUGAUAAUCACUUUAGAGCUGCAUUGUACAAUAACUACAGACACACUAUUCAUGUUUUUUUUUUAUUUUUUAUGUGGGAUUUUUUCCGGACAUUAAUCAAGUUGCAUUUGCAACUAAAACCUUGAGUCUCUAGCGAGUUUGUGCCUUUUAUCUUCCGAACCUUUGAACAGCAUCUCAAUGGGAAGGGAGAGAGCAUUUACAAACAACCUGCAGAAGUUCUUUAACCUGAGACUUCCAAUAAAACAUGCUUUUGUUGGAAAA
Conger conger (European conger) is the source of this 2356-nucleotide messenger RNA. It is a transcript of the gene fermt1, whose product is annotated as FERM domain containing kindlin 1. Gene Ontology annotation, cellular component: focal adhesion. The coding region runs from base 67 to 1716 and encodes 549 amino acids. NCBI's taxonomy places the organism in Eukaryota, Metazoa, Chordata, Actinopteri, Anguilliformes, Congridae. The transcript has 12 exons. The record is from RefSeq and is a predicted model, not a curated record. Gene Ontology annotation, biological process: cell-matrix adhesion; integrin-mediated signaling pathway. Gene Ontology annotation, molecular function: integrin binding.